Messenger RNA from Macrosiphum euphorbiae (potato aphid), 762 nucleotides. NCBI's taxonomy places the organism in Eukaryota, Metazoa, Arthropoda, Insecta, Hemiptera, Aphididae. The record is from the annotation of a GenBank genome assembly.
AUGAACACUUUGGUAGUGUUAGUAGCUGUCAUCGCAUCAGUGGCUGCGGCCCCUCCUAAGGAAGCUGCCAAAGCUUUCACUUUCAGUGGAUUCCCAUCCAACCAAGCCUACUACCCAGGCCAACAAGGGUACUACCCAGGCUACCAAGGUUACCAGGGUUACCAAGGUUACCAAGGUUACAACUCCGGAUUCCGUAACGGAUACUACCCGGGACAACAAGGAUACUACCCAGGAUACCAAGGUUACCAGGGAUACUACCCAGGAUACCAAACUGGUUACCAAUCUGGUUACAACCCAGGAUACCAAGGUUACAACCGCGGUUACUACCCAGGUGCCCCAGCAGUCUACCCCGCCGUCAGUGCCGUCACCCCGGCUUCGAUCAUCGCACCCGUGCCAGUCGUGCCCAAGGUUGUUGCUCCAGUGUACAAAAACGUUGACAACAAAUUGCCAGCUAUCGUCAGACAAUCGCAAGAAGCUGACGUAAACGGAUUCAAAUACGGAUUCGAAACCGAGAACGGUAUCGUUGCCCAGGCUGCCGGAUACGUGAAGAACGCCGGAUCCGAAAACGCCGUCCAAGUGAUCGAAGGCUCUUACGCUUACGUCGGUGACGACGGUGCUCCAGUCGAAGUCAAGUACUACGCCGACGAGACCGGUUACCACGCAGUCGGAAACGUCGUCCCGACCAUCCCCUCAGAGAUCGCCAAGUCUUUGGAAUUGAUCGCCUCCCAACCACAGAAACCAGAAGACUCCAAAAAGAAGUAA